AUGUAAAAAAUAACCCCUUAAUCCACUUUUAAUAUAAACAUAGGUUUAUUUAUAAAUUUAAUUACAAAAUAAAAUAAAAAUAUAUAUAAAAAUAAACAAUUAAAAGGUGUAUUAGGACAUAUAGAUAGUGGAAAAACCAGUUUAUCAAAAGCUUUAAGUAAAAUAACAUCUACAGCAUCUUUAGAUAAAAAUCCUUAAAGCUAAGAGCGAGGUAUAACCCUAGAUUUAGGUUUUUCGGCUUUUUUCACACGAAAUCCUGAAAAAUUUCGGGAAUAAUUAAAAGCUGAAUAUUUAUAAUUCACACUCGUAGAUUGCCCUGGACAUGCAUCAUUAAUAAAGACAAUAUUAGGAGGUGCAUCCAUAAUAGAUAUAAUGUUUUUAGUAAUUGAUAUAAACAAAGGAAUUUAAACAUAAACUGCUGAAUGUUUAGUUAUUGCUGAACUUUUAAUAUAGAAAUUAAUUGUGGUUUUAAAUAAAAUAGAUACAAUAUAACCUAUAGAAAAACGAGAAGAAAUAAUAAUAAAAAAAAAGGAAUAGUUGCAGAAAGUAUUUUAAAAAACUAAAUUUGGUUAAAAUGUUCCUAUAAUUCCAGUUUCAGCAGUCGAAAAUGAAAAUAAAAAUAUGUAGUUGUUAAUUGAUUGUCUUUUAGAUUAAAUAGAAAUACCUAAAAGGAAUAAAGAUGGUCCUUUUUAUUUUUUAAUAGACCAUUGUUUUCCUAUUAAAGGCAAAGGAAGUGUCAUUACAGGUACUGUUAUUUAAGGUUCGCAUACUUCAGGCUAAGAAGUCGAAUUUCCAUUAAUAAAAUAAACAAAAAAAUCCAAGUCAAUGCAAAUGUUCAAAAAACCAGUAAAUUAGAUUAUUUAAGGAGAUCGUGCAGCCAUCCUUUUUACAUAAUUAGACCAUAAUUUAAUUGAAAGAGGAAUAGCAUGCACACCAGGAAUAGCUUAAUUUACUAAAUAUUCAAUUAUUCCUGUAUUUUUUUUAUAAAAGUUAUAUAUAAUUAUAUACAAAGGUUAAUAAAGUAAAUUACUUCAAAUAUCCGAUAAAAUCUAAAGGAAAAUACCAUAUAACAACCUGUCAUUUUACAUGUAUGGGUAGCAUAAAAUUAUUCAAACAUGA
Ichthyophthirius multifiliis is the source of this 1119-nucleotide messenger RNA. RefSeq lists its product as hypothetical. The transcript has 2 exons. Gene Ontology annotation, biological process: selenocysteine incorporation. Gene Ontology annotation, molecular function: translation elongation factor activity; GTP binding; GTPase activity. NCBI's taxonomy places the organism in Eukaryota, Ciliophora, Oligohymenophorea, Hymenostomatida. The record is from RefSeq and is a predicted model, not a curated record.